This is a messenger RNA of Wasmannia auropunctata (little fire ant), 1391 nucleotides long. RefSeq lists its product as uncharacterized. NCBI's taxonomy places the organism in Eukaryota, Metazoa, Arthropoda, Insecta, Hymenoptera, Formicidae. The record is from RefSeq and is a predicted model, not a curated record. The transcript is spliced from 5 exons. The coding region runs from base 163 to 660 and encodes 165 amino acids.
UCUGAAGCUGACACGAAGAUUCACAUCAGCUUGAUAAUAAGAGAUCUAUGUUUCUCUGACCGUAUAUAAGUCGGGGGUACCUAGGAAAGCUCAGUGAAGCUUGCUUUCUUGCUUAAGUGCUUACUCUUACUUGUAGCUCAAGAAAUCCAAUCGAGCGAAAUCAUGAAGUGUUUUGUAAUAUUAGUAAUAUUCGCCUUUGCGCAGUAUCAAGGAACAACAGGUCUUCCCUGUGAAAAACACAACGUAUUGCAUCGCGUAACACUUAAUCCAAGAGAUGCAUACACAGAGGUAAUUGGUGAAAUUAACAAAUACGAAAAAUCCAAUCUUCCACUAUACCGUGUACUCUCACAAGUAAUAGAGGAUACUUCACUCUACACAGCACACGAACCAAAAGUCACAGCGUCGCUUUUCAAACUAAUACAGAAUAACUUUAAAAAGAUGAUCGACAAAAUAGAGAGUAUUAUUACAAAGUAUGGAUUUAAGAAAGAUCCAUCGAUAUCUGAGACCAUCGCACCAGUCGUUGAAACGCAAACUGAGAACAUCGCAUCAACCGUUAAAACGCAAGUUCCAACGAUAAAUGUAACUCCAACAGCUUCUACAGUGGGCACAUCGACAGUCCCUCAACACUCUACGACUUCAGAGAAAGAGCAUUCAGAGUGAACACCACUCAGUGCCAGAUUCACCUAUAAGUAUGGCCCCCCUCAAAAUUGUUUCAUAGGUCCCUCUCAAAUAGGUCCAUAAAGAAACGAAGUUUGAAAAUAACAAGGAUUUGUUAACAUCUGAGAGUACUGCAUCAAACUACUCAACGGAAGAGAACGCAACUCGAAAACCUACGCCAAAUGAAACACAUCUUAAACCUGUGAUAUCUCAACACGUCAAAACAGCCCUGCAGACGACACUUCUGCGUUGGAUGCCGACACUUCCAACGCUUCUAUGAAUCUACAAAUUUAUUUACGCCAAUACUCCUCCAUACGAUAAAAAGACUAUUGAGGUAACAUUGAUUAACAAUAAAUAAAACGAUCAGACGAAAGAAACAUCAGCCUGAAACACCAGUCGAAAAUAAAAGAAUGCCAACAGUCUCGUUUCACUUAAUCGUAACAAAGUUGCUCGAAAAUAAUAAGAGUGAAAAAAGUACGGCUUGUCUAAACAAGAAAAAAUAAGACACAGAAACACGGAAUCUUUGAUCUUGCAUCAGUAAAUUAUCAUUAAUAAAUCCGUUUAUAAGAAAAUUAUAAGAAAAUGUACUGACUCUUUAUAUAUUUUCAUAAUCAAGUGUUUAAAUUUUUUAUUCAAUCAACUUCUCUUUUUGAGUAACUUCUAAUUUUAAAUAGUUGCUGUAAAAAUCAUAUUUCAAAAACUCUUCUUAUAUCUGAAAAAGAAACAUUACGCAG